Messenger RNA from Pyrenophora tritici-repentis Pt-1C-BFP, 270 nucleotides. The record is from RefSeq and is a predicted model, not a curated record. NCBI's taxonomy places the organism in Eukaryota, Fungi, Ascomycota, Dothideomycetes, Pleosporales, Pleosporaceae.
AUGGAGGCCUCGCCAUCUAUGCCAAUGGCCCGUUUCCACGUCUUCCUUGCCAUGGCUGUCGCCAUGAAGGUCCGAAUCAAGGAUUCGCCAGAGAACACCAAUGCGCUCCUCGAUACCUGCUACGAUCUCGCCAUGCAGCAGACCGCCUCGUCCACUUUCUGGCAGGAACCUGGUGGUUUGGAAGCAGCCCAGCUUCUAGCCCUCUUUGCUUCACUCCGAAAGCCCUCGGCCGAGGAGCCCCGUUCGCUUUCGCACUCCUUUUCCUGGUGA